Messenger RNA from Bipolaris victoriae FI3, 1932 nucleotides. RefSeq lists its product as hypothetical. The record is from RefSeq and is a predicted model, not a curated record. Lineage: Eukaryota; Fungi; Ascomycota; Dothideomycetes; Pleosporales; Pleosporaceae. Gene Ontology annotation, molecular function: protein binding. Bases 1 to 1932 code for a protein of 643 amino acids. The transcript is spliced from 2 exons.
AUGGACAUGGCUAUUGCGCGCAUCCGGACCCCCGACGAGCCGCCAACUGCCGCCUGGGACUAUACGGGGUGCAACUACGUGGGGUUUGAUGUUGUCCGUGAUUUUUACGGUGAAAUUGUCGAAGAUCAUAGUUGCCAGCAGUGCACAACUGCCGACCGUACUCCCGCAGUGUUUCAGCACGACCCCAGUGACGGUUAUAGAGACCGGCCUGAAGAUCAGGACGACGCUGAAUGGUUGCCAGAUGAUAACUCAUGUGCAGACAGCGAGCCUUUGGAGUACGACACCGACGCUGAUGUCGGUCCUGAUGAUUUGUCUAGAAGCAACGAUUGCGAUACUGCUGACAAGAAUCGUGCGACCUAUCGCAGUGCGGUACGAGAAUUGUAUCAACCUCCAUUGAAAAGAUAUCCUCCGCAUGGCACAUGGGACGUGGACGGAAGGUAUCUAUAUACUCGAGACCGACGUUUUCAAUACCUGAAAGACAGGCUGCAGGAUCAAGAACAUGGCCCACCUCGAUUCCCGCUGGAGCAUAUCGCUAGCCCUACUUGUCAAAGUGUGCAGGGUAUCAACGGUAAUAAGCUGAGCGUAGCGGAGAUGAAGGGCUGCCGGAACCACAGGUUCCUCCUACCAAGGCCAUCUCAUUGGGUGCCACCUGAUUGGAAGCCUGAAGCUGUCGAUGGUAUCUUCGAAAAAGACAGCUUAUUUGUGCUUUCGGGAGAAGCAAAUGGUUCCUACGCCUCGAUGGCGGGCCAGUUUGUCUAUCCGCCACGCUACGGACUUGAUAGAGUCUCGGUAUCCGCUGACACCGCCAACCAGGACUGUUGGGAUUGCGGUUCAUGGCAACCACUCCCAGUUCAUUCUUAUUGUCUUGAUAUAUACGCCAAAGCAUCGUAUCGCAGGCUAGGUCAUGUUGAUUUGCAUGAUAUUUGGCUCUGGCGGGAGCUGUGCGGCAAUCCGGCGAGGUUUGAGUUCGCAGAUGAGUUGAGUUCGCCUUAUCCUGGCAUUGGGAGAGCAAAUGAGAUUGAUCCCUUUCUCCACCAUGUUGAUAACGAAUGGAUGGUUGCAAACCCUGUGGAGAUACCGGGACUAGCAGAGGCGCUGAAGGACUGCCUCAUCAGUGGUACCUUCGGAGCAGUAGUGCAACAAAUACAGUCGCCCCUACUCGGAUUGCCGGCCGAACUUCUCGAUAACAUUUUUGCUUUCUUGAAUGACCUCGGUGUUGAUGCAAUAGCAGCCACCUGCCGCACAUUUCGCCGUCAUGCACAACCUCUGUACCGACGCCGUGUUACUAGGGACAUGAGUUGGCUCUGGGAAGUCCUCGAAGGCCGACCGUAUCCAGCGUCGCCAGAUUGGCCGGUAACCUGGGACCCAUGUAACCCGCCCGGUCUUGUUCCACCUGAGUUACCCCUCGAGUUAAAAGCACGGAAGGACGAGGCUGAGAUUUGGGCGCAAAUUAUAGCUGAUGAUCCAAACAUGAUUGAUGUUGGUAGCGCCGCGCAGUUAGUCAACUUCAUCCGCAGAGAGGCAAUACUAGGUUCCUACCGCGCAAAAUUGGAUUGUUCGCUUCAUGAAUGGCAAAACUUCCGCACAGAAGCUGAGGGCUGGAUAUGUUCACUGCCUCCAAAUGGCCACCAGCACACAGAAGAUAUAGAUUGGGUCCAUCUAUGGCACUCCUUCACUUCAGAAAAGACUCUUUUACCGGGCAUACGCAAUCGUGUGCGCAUCUGGAGGGAAUGCGAACGGAUAGCAAGCUUCAUCUGCCGAUUGAGAGAUUCAAAAAAAUGGGGCAAAAGCAAGGAGCUUGACCGUGAAAUAAUGGUUGAUGUAAACAAUCCCUGGUGGGAGGAAGCCUUUGGAGCAAUGCAAGACAUGCUUCAUGUUGGGUUCUUAAGGAAACGUGAGUGGGAGUUCAACUCAGCCCAAGAGGAUUUGUAA